Molecule: messenger RNA, 2216 nt
Organism: Drosophila grimshawi
Lineage: Eukaryota; Metazoa; Arthropoda; Insecta; Diptera; Drosophilidae
Gene: modSP
Product: modular serine protease
Exons: 5
Coding region: 162-2063 (633 amino acids)
Biological process (GO): proteolysis; acrosome reaction
Molecular function (GO): serine-type endopeptidase activity; protein binding
Source: RefSeq, a predicted model, not a curated record
AGUUUGAAUUGUGCUGUCGAUCGGAUUGAUUGUAUGUGCUCUCUGAAAGGCAAUCAUCUAAAUUAAAACUCGCAUCAAUAUAUAAGUUAACGCAAUUACUGAUGCAUGUGCAUAUCCAUAUCAAAUAUUUCUGAAAAUACUUCAAUAGUAGAACAGAAAAUAUGAUAUUCAAAUAUACCGCAUCACAUUUGCUGCGCAUCUGCCUGAUUUCAUUGAGUUUCAGUGCAAAAUCAGUUUAUGGUGCUUGUGGCGCCACGAAGUUCGAGUGCGAUAAUGGCAGCUGCAUUUCACAGUUCGAGGUGUGCGACGGCGUCAAGAACUGUCCAGAUGGCACCGACGAGACGGGCAUUACUUGUGUGUCCCAGAGGGAGCACUGCUCUAAGCCCUUCUUCCAGUGCAGCUAUGGGGCAUGUGUGAUCGGCACGGCGAGCUGCAAUGGAGUCAAGGAGUGUGCCGAUGGCUCGGAUGAGACGUUGCUGCGAUGCGGCACCGAUGAUGACAUACGCGACUUCGAACGCCGCCUGCAAGGCAACUGUCAGAUCAAUGAGAUAAAAUGUCCCUCUAAAAUAUGCAUUGACAAAACCAAAUAUCUGUGCGAUGGAAAGGAUGAUUGCGGUGACGGCUAUGAUGAGUCCGUCACGCUGUGUGGACACCUUGAUUGUCCGGGCUAUUCCUUCAAGUGCGCCAAUGGCGCUUGCAUUUCCAAAACGCUAGCGUGCAACGGCAAGAAUGACUGCUUUGAUGGAACCGAUGAGGCACCACUACUGUGCAACACUACCUCAAGACCGGAGAAAGAUAUACCGCUUCCCGAGUCCAGAGAUCAGUUGGGCUGCCCAUUGCCGUAUAUAGAAGAGCGUCCCAUACUAAAGGAUAGAUCGGGCACCAUUCUGCAACCGCCCAUUGUCAGGGCAACCGUCUACUUUUCCUGCCAUCCCGGCCACUUCCUCGAAGGACCCGAGAGCAGCCACUGCGCUAAUCGCCAAUGGAGUCUGCACAUUGUGCCCAAGUGCGUGAAAUACUGUGAUGCCUUGAGGGACUCGAGUGGCCACUCUGCGGAUCUGUUUAACGGCUAUUCGACUAGACCCACUUGUGUUUUCAAUGGCCAGCAGGUGAAUUGUGCAGAACGAUAUCAUCCACCUGGCACCGAGGUCACGUUCGUGUGCGCCACCGGCUUCCAGACGCUGCAGACCAGUCUGCCGAGCAUCAAGUGCCUGUCCAGUGGAUAUUGGAGUCGCGACCGCGUGCGCUGCGAUCAGGAAUGUGGCCAGAUAGCAACACCCCUUAAGCAGUUCUCGGCAUUUGGUUACUCCGUCAACAACACUGCGGUUCCCUGGCACGUCGGCAUCUACGUGAAUCACACCGAGCUCAACUACAACUUCGUCUGCGGGGGAACUCUCCUCACACCGGAUGUGGUCAUCACGGCUGCCCAUUGUGUCUACAGCGAUGUGUCCUCGCAAGUUUAUAGCGUUAACACGUUUCUCGUGGUUGCCGCCAAGUUGUACAGGAACUAUAAUGAUCGCACCAAUGAGGAUCGCAUGCAAGAAGUUCAGGACAUCAUUGUGCCACCUCACUACAAGGGGCGUGAGGAUAACUACUUGAACGAUUUAGCGCUGAUCAUACUGAAGAAGCCCUACGAUCUGAGCAACGUGAUACGGCCGAUUUGUGUGGCCUUCUCCAAUUAUGCGGAGAGGGAGAAAAUCAACAAUGCCGUGGUCGGCAAAUUCGCCGGCUGGAACUUUGAGGAUAAGCGCGAAUUGCAGUUUGUGUUAGCCACAUCGAAAGCGAACUACGAGUGCGCUGCAACUCUGAAGGACAUUAGCUCCGAUAAGUUCUGCAUGUACCCGACGGGAAAGGCCUUGGCCUGCCAAGGGGACAGUGGUGGGGGAUUCACGGCCGAGCGCGGGACCUCAUCUGGGAAUGCGGUGCGGCACUUCCUAUAUGGCGUGAUUAGCAGUGCUCCGAACGCGGGCCAAUGUGCCCACAGCUUGAUAACUCUUACCAAUAUACAAUAUUUUGACGUAAUGAUCAAGGAUGCCAUGAAACAAAGUGUAUUUAGAUCUUAACUUACUUUAAAUAUUUGAAUAGAAGACAAUUAUUUGUGGACGGGACAAGUGAAUAUAUAUAUUUACCUCCAAUUACUUAUACAUAUAAAAUAGAUAUGAUACAUACAAAAUAGAUGUUAAAGAACAGUCAUACAAUUGCAUAUGCCAUAUGAA